Molecule: messenger RNA, 450 nt
Organism: Salvia splendens (bonfire salvia)
Lineage: Eukaryota; Viridiplantae; Streptophyta; Magnoliopsida; Lamiales; Lamiaceae
Exons: 2
Coding region: 1-450 (149 amino acids)
Source: RefSeq, a predicted model, not a curated record
AUGCGCGAAGGAUUCCUCACACCAUUCAAAGGUGUGCGGUAUCACUUAAAGGAGUGGGGACCUGCUGCGUAUAAGCCCCAAAACCCUCAAGAAAUGUUUAACAUGAGGCACACCAUGGCGCGGAAUAUCAUCGAACGUGCUUUUGCGGUAUUGAAGAUGAGGAGGGGGAUAUUACGUAGUGCCAGCUUCUACCCGAUCACAACACAAACGCGCCUCAUAAUGGCAUGCUUCAUUCUCCAUAAUUUCAUUCGAAGCCAAAUGCAAGUUGAUCCAAUGGAGUUGGAACUAGGUGAUGCAACUGAGGACCUUGAAGACCUUGAACACGCAAAUGAGGACAUUUCAGCCGGGCCGGCAGGAGAUGGUGGGGAAUAUGUUGAUGCAGUUGAAUCUACUCCAGCAUGGAACCAGACCCGGACCGAGAUAGCCGAGUUUAUGUGGAAUAAUGCGUAA